AUGGAGCGUAUCGAGGGGGUAACCGUGGGCCGUUGCGCAGCCUCGCCCUACAUGCAGCCGCUCACGGUGCGCUACCGCCAGAAUGGCACCCAGAAGUCAUGGGACUUCAUGAAGACGCACGACAGUGUGACCAUCCUCCUGUUCAACUCUUCCCGGAGGAGCCUGGUGCUGGUGAAGCAGUUUCGGCCAGCUGUGUACAUGAGUGAGGUGGAGCGCCGCUUCCCCGGGUUCCUGGCGACUGUGGACGCCGGCAGGCCGCGGGUGCCGCCGGGGGCACUGCCAGGCUCGGCGGGGGUGAUGUAUGAGCUGUGCGCGGGCAUCAUGGACCAGCCCGGGCUGUCGCUGGAGGAGGUGGCAUGCAAGGAGGCCUGGGAGGAGUGUGGCUACCUCCUGUCCCCAGGCGAGCUGCUCCGCGUCGCCACCUACAAGGCUGGCGUGGGACUGACCGGCUCCAGCCAGACCAUGUUCUAUGCGGAGGUGACAGAUGCCCAGAAGGCUGGCCCGGGCAGGGGCCUGGCUGAGGAGGGCGAGCUCAUUGAGGUUGUGCACCUGCCCCUGGGGGGCGCCCAGGCCUUCUCGGACAACCCGAACAUCCCCAAGACCCUCAGCGUCAUCUUUGCUAUCUCCUGGUUCCUCCAUUGUGUGGGCCCUGGCCUGGGUCUCCAGUGACACUCGAGAGGGUCUGGAUCGAGGCCCCGCAUGGCCCCCACCCUACAGCCCCAAUAAAGGCUCAUGUCGCUUCAAAAAAAAAAGUUUAUCUGAGCCAAGCUGAUAAUUACUGGGAAGCAAAAUCUCAAUGGAUUGAGAAAAUGCUCCAAAGAAUGGCAGUUUUGCAGCUUACAAGUGAUAUUGGUGCUCAUCAUCCUAGGAACACACUUUGACUGAACCAUUCCAUAUCCACAUGGAAACAGAUUGUGCUAGGAGAACAGAAGAUGGUCCGAUUACUCGAAAAAUUGGAAGAGAUUUAGGAGCUCUGUGUUAGGAACUAGGGGCAAAGACCAAAUAAUUA
Messenger RNA from Eptesicus fuscus (big brown bat), 1009 nucleotides. It is a transcript of the gene NUDT14, whose product is annotated as nudix hydrolase 14. Lineage: Eukaryota; Metazoa; Chordata; Mammalia; Chiroptera; Vespertilionidae. Gene Ontology annotation, biological process: ribose phosphate metabolic process; nucleoside phosphate metabolic process. The transcript has a single exon. The coding region runs from base 1 to 669 and encodes 222 amino acids. The record is from RefSeq and is a predicted model, not a curated record. Gene Ontology annotation, molecular function: metal ion binding; UDP-sugar diphosphatase activity.